Messenger RNA from Rotaria sp. Silwood1, 596 nucleotides. The record is from the annotation of a GenBank genome assembly. Lineage: Eukaryota; Metazoa; Rotifera; Eurotatoria; Philodinida; Philodinidae.
AUCAAUCUUAUCCUAAUGCUUCAGCUUUAUUAAGCAACUCGAAAUCAAUUUGUGUUAUUAAUAUUGAUGCACAUCUUGAUGUUCGACCAUUAAAAGAAAAUAAAUCUCAUUCUGGUUCUCCUUUUAGAUUAUUACUUGAAGAUCAAAGAUUUCAUCAAAAUCAUUCAAAUAAAUUUAUUGAAUUUGCAAGUCAAGGAUCACAAUGUUCCAUAGAACAUGUGAAUUAUAUUCGUUCAAAAUCUCCAUUAACUCAAAUAUUUUGGUAUCAAUCAAUUCGUGAUGACCCAUUAACACCUUUUCGUUCUAUUAUUAAAUCAGCAGAAGAACAAAAAAAUGAUAUAUUUGUUUCAUUUGAUAUAGAUUCAAUUAUUUCGUCUUCAUGUCCUGGUGUUAGUGCACCAGCAACAGUCGGUCUUACUGCUCAACAAGCUUGUGAUAUUGCUUUUUAUGCUGGACAAUCCUUACAAGUUAAAUUAAUGGAUCUUAGUGAAUAUAAUCCGAAAAUUGAAGAUUAUCGCACAGGAAAACUUGUUACACUUAUUUUUUAUCAUUUUAUUCUCGGACGUGCAAAAGCUAUAAAAGAUUCAAUGCAAUAA